AUGUGUCCAUGUUUGCUGGUUGAUAAACUCAAAAAUGCGUUCGGCAAAAAGAAAAAAGGGAAAAGUAAAGAAUCAAAUAGAUCGGAUGAUUCAGCGACUAGCCCAGUAGAACCAAUUGAGAAAAAGAAAGAGAAAAGCAAGAAAAGUAAAAAGAGUAAAAGAAGUGAAAAUAGUAAAGGAAAGAGUAAAAAAGCCAGAAGUAAUAUGAAGAGUCCUGAUGUUCCAUCUUCUGAUCCGAAUUCGUUGAGUAGUCGUGCGAGUAAACCAGAUCUAGUUAUCAAUCAUCUCGGUCUUCUUGGACAAGUGAUUCACAAUAAGCCAGAACCCAAAAACUAUAUUCGAGAUAUUUUGAAAGUAGAACGCCCAGAUUUGAUGGGUUCGGAGGGAAUACUGGAUGAUGGAGAAAUCAAAACAUUAGACGAUUACUUAUUGAAAGGAGGAGAAAUGAGGGAUGGAGUCAGUUUAACUCUAGGAGAAAUUGUUGAUUGUGACAGUAGUGCUCGAGUUGGAAAAGGAGAAGAUGUGACGAUUGUUCUACUAUAUGCAAACGGUAGAUUUGGAUCAGUUUAUCUGGUUCAUCGACAAGCAGAUAGUGAACAACAACGUGCUGGAAUGUCGAAUGCAAUGGCUCUGAAAACAAGUCGACGACUAGCUGCAACUGUCAGAAUGCAACAUGAAGUGAAAACUCUUUUGGGCCUUUUCAACAAGAGUUCAGCAGCAGCGAAAGCGAAAAUUCCCCUUCCGACCCACAUAACUCCAAUAUUUUUUCAUGGAACAUCUUGUGGAACUCCAUAUUUCAUAAUGCCAAUGAUGGAUGCGAAUCUCGAGAAAAUAAAACAAGAUAUCGGACAAAGAUUUCCAUGGGUCGAUGCAUUUUACAUUGGACAAGAAGCUUUGAUUGGAAUAAAACAGUGUCAUGAACAUUCAAUUAUUCAUCGAGACAUCAAACCAACAAAUCUAUUGUUGAGCAUUCAGAAUAAUAAGAAUUGGUGGUUAUGUGAUUUCGGAGAUUCAUGUUCAACAGGGGAAGUAAAGAUACUCUCACCUCCAGAUGCACUCACACUUCCUUAUUUAUCAAGAACAGCGCAUCAAUCACUACAAAAGCCAACGAAAGCAACUAUUUCAAUGGAUAUUGAGAGUUGGCUGUAUUUAUUCAUUGAUUUAUUUAUUGUCCUCCCGUGGAAGAAUAAAGUGGAAGAAGCAGAGACUCUUGAAGCGAAGAAUGCAUUUUGGUCGUCAACAACUCAGUUUAUCGAGAAGAAUACAUCGAAAGUGCCUCCUCAACUUCUUCCGAUUAUUCAAAUAGUAGGAAACAGCUCAAUUGAUAAACCGUAUGCUCAGUUAACUACACUUCUUCGUGAAGGAUUCAACCAAAAUAACAAAAAUCCGCCAUGGAAACCAUUUUGGAUCGAAAAAAGAAAAAAGACUGCUCCUCCUCCGAAAACUCCAGCGAACGAUAAAAAAGAAAAAGAUAAGAAGAGUUCAACGGUUUCAGCUUCAGCUGGAACGACGCAGACAUCUGAAAAUCCGAGUAAAAAUGAGAAGACGUCGGGGAAACUGAAUGAAGCAAAGAGUAAAACGAAGAGUGUUUCAAAGAGUAUCAGUAAAGGGUAG
Caenorhabditis remanei is the source of this 1614-nucleotide messenger RNA. RefSeq lists its product as uncharacterized. Gene Ontology annotation, cellular component: cytoplasm; nucleus. Gene Ontology annotation, molecular function: ATP binding; protein serine/threonine kinase activity. Lineage: Eukaryota; Metazoa; Nematoda; Chromadorea; Rhabditida; Rhabditidae. Bases 1 to 1614 code for a protein of 537 amino acids. The record is from RefSeq and is a predicted model, not a curated record. Gene Ontology annotation, biological process: signal transduction; peptidyl-serine phosphorylation. The transcript has 5 exons.